Messenger RNA from Nerophis lumbriciformis (worm pipefish), 14736 nucleotides. The record is from RefSeq and is a predicted model, not a curated record. NCBI's taxonomy places the organism in Eukaryota, Metazoa, Chordata, Actinopteri, Syngnathiformes, Syngnathidae.
AUGGAGGAGUUGAAUGUUUUAGGCUCAACAGUCCAGAGCAAUGGAGAUCGUGGAAAAGAAGCGUGCACAGGCAGGCUGGAUCGAACGGGUGGAGAAAAGCGUCAGGAUGAUGAAGUGGUGCUCCAGUGCGUGGCCUGCAUUCAGAAAGAAAAUCGAAAGUUUUGCCUGGCUGCCGAGGGGUUGGGCAACCGGCUGUGUUACCUUGAGCCGACGUCCGAAGCAAAGUAUGUUCCUCCAGACCUAUGCAUCUGCACCUUUGUGCUGGAACAGUCCCUGUCAGUACGUGCUCUACAAGAGAUGCUGGCUAAAAGUGGACAGAACAGCGAAGGGACACGCGGCCCGGAUCGAUGGAGGCUGAUAAGAAAGGCAGCGCAGAGUGGUGGCCACAAGACUCUACUGUACGGACAUGCCAUCCUCCUACGGCACUCCUUCAGCUCCAUGUACCUUGCCUGUCUGAAGACAUCAAGGUCACAGACUGAUAAACUGUCAUUUGAUGUUGGACUACAAGAGGACUCAACAGGUGAGGCUUGUUGGUGGACAAUCCACCCCGCCUCCAAGCAGCGAUCGGAAGGAGAAAAGGUGCGCAUCGGCGAUGACCUCAUCCUCGUCAGCGUGUCCUCCGAGCGCUAUCUCCAUCUAUCCAUUUCUAAUGGUAACAUCCAAGUGGACGCUUCCUUCAUGCAGACACUGUGGAACGUCCACCCCAUCUGCUCUGGCAGCAACAUAGAGGAAGGCUACCUGUUGGGUGGCCACGUGAUGCGGCUGUUUCAUGGGCACGAUGAGGUGGUGACCAUUCCGGGCUCAGACCAGAGUGAAGAGCAACAGAGGUUAGUCAACUAUGAGAUAGGUAAAGCCGGUGCAAAGGCCAGGUCCUUAUGGAGACUGGAGCCACUCCGGAUCAGCUGGAGCGGGAGCCACAUCCGCUGGGGUCAGCCGUUCCGGUUGCGACACCUGACAACCGGUCACUACAUGGCCCUGACCGAGGACCGGGGCUUGGUGCUGCAAGACCGAGAGAGGUCCGACACAAAUGCGACCGCCUUCUGCUUCAGAGCUUCUAAGGAGAAGCUUGAGCAGAUCGCCAAGCGAGACACCGAGGGAAUGGGUGUGGCGGAGAUUAAAUAUGGCGACUCACUUAGCUUCAUAAUGCACGUGGCCACGGGGCUGUGGCUCUCUUACCAAGCACCUGAUGUCAAAUCUGCACGUUUGGGCCCUCUCAAGAGACGAGCAUGUCUACAUUCCGAAGGUCACAUGGACGACGGCUUGACUCUGCAGCGUUGUCAACACGAGGAAUCUCGAGCGGCACGUAUCAUUCGCAACACAACGCUCCUCUUUAACAGAUUCAUCAAGGAUCUGGAUUGUCUGGGUUUGAAGAACAAAGUGCUCGUGGCUCUUCCCGUUGAGGAGGUGCUCCAAACCCUCAAUGACCUCAUCACCUAUUUCCAGCUCCCUGAUGAAGAGCUGGAGCAUGAAGAGCGGCAGAUCAAGCUACGCUCGCUCAAAAACCGACAGAAUCUUUUCAAACAAGAAGGCAUGUUGACACUGGUGUCGAACUGCAUAGACCGUCUGAAUGUCUACAACAGCGCGGUGCACUUUGGAGAGUGUGCUGGGCCAGCCGCCGGAGAAGCCUGGAAAGACAUUCUCAACUUGCUUUAUGAGCUAUUGGCGGCGUUAAUCAGAGGAAACCGGAACAACUGCACUCAGUUUUCCAACAGCUUGGACUGGCUUGUUAGCAAGCUUGAGAGACUGGAGUCGUCUUCCGGUAUUCUAGAAGUUCUGCACUGUAUUCUCAUUGAGAGCCCAGAGGCACUCAACAUGAUCCAGAGAGGCCACAUCAAGUCUAUCAUAUCGCUGCUUUAUAAACAUGGACGCAACCACAAGAUUCUCGAUGUGCUUUGCUCAUUAUGUGUGUGUAAUGGCGUCGCUGUGCGAACCAAUCAAAACCUCAUUUGUGAUCACUUGCUGCCCAAGAGAGACCUGCUGCUACAAACCCAGCUGGUCAAUGACGUCCAAAGUAUGAGACCAAACAUCUUCCUCGGGGUGAGCGAAGGUUCAGCUCAGUAUAAGAAGUGGUACUACGAGCUGAUGAUUGACCAGGUGGACCACUUCGUGACCAGUGAACCCUCUCACCUGCGAGUGGGCUGGGCCAACACCAAGGGCUACGCACCUUACCCCGGAGGGGGUGAGGGUUGGGGGGGAAACGGUGUGGGAGAUGACCUCUAUUCCUAUGGUUUUGAUGGACUGCAUCUCUGGUCAGGUCGCAUCCCCAGAGCGGUCGCAUCUCUCAACCAGCACAUCCUGACCUCCGAGGACGUGGUGAGCUGCUGCCUCGACCUCGGAGCUCCCAGCAUCUCGUUCCGCAUCAACGGACAGCCCGUUCAGGGCAUGUUUGAAAACUUCAACACGGACGGUCUCUUCUUUCCCGUCGUCAGCUUUUCUGCCGGCGUCAAGGUAAGGUUCCUGUUGGGCGGUCGCCACGGCGACUUUAAAUUCCUGCCACCGUCGAGUUACGCCCCGUGUUACGAGGCCCUGCUGCCCAAAGAGAAGCUGAGGGUGGAGCCGGUUAAGGAGUACAAGAGGGAUGCGGACGGUGUUCGAGAUUUGCUAGGCACCACCCUCAUCUUGUCGCAGGCCUCUUUCAUUCCGACGCCGGUGGAAACUAGCCAGAUUGUUAUGCCCCCGCAUUUGGAAAAAGUUCGGGACACGCUGGCGGAGAACAUCCAUGAAAUGUGGGGCAUGAAUAAAAUUGAACUGGGAUGGUCCUACGGAAAGAGGAUCAGGGACGAUAAUAAACGGCAGCAUCCUUGUCUGGUGGAUUUCUCCAAGCUGCCCGAGACGGAAAAGAACUACAACCUGCAGAUGUCGACGGAAACCUUAAAAACACUCCUGGCACUGGGUUGCCGAGUAGUUCAGGUCAAUUCAAAUGCUGAUGAAUCACUUAAGAAGAUUAAACUCCCAAAGAACUUUAUGAUGUCUAGCGGUUACAAACCAGCUCCUCUGGACCUGUCUGAUAUGAAACUGACACCAGGUCAGGAGUUGCUGGUGGAAAAAUUAGCGGAGAAUGCGCACAACGUGUGGGCUAAAGACCGCAUCAAGCAGGGUUGGACUUAUGGGAUUCAGCAGGAUUUGAAAAGUAAGCGUAAUCCUCGCCUUGUCCCAUACGCCCUUCUGGAUGAGCGCACCAAGAAGUCGAACCGAGACAGCCUACGGGAAGCCAUUCGCACUCUGAUUGGUUAUGGGUACAACGUGGAGCCAUCUGAUCAGGAAGGCGGACAAGCGGUCGAGCGUCUCAGCAUCGACAAAAUCCGAUUUUUCAGAGUCGAGCGGACCUACGCGGUGAAAACCGGAAAGUGGUACUUUGAAUUUGAGGUCGUCACCGGAGGAGACAUGAGAGUCGGUUGGGCGAGACCCGGGUGCAAGCCGGACGUGGAGCUCGGCACGGAUGACUUGGCUUUUGUUUUUGACGGAUACAGGGGCCACUGCUUGAACACGGGAAGCCGUUUGUUUGGCCGCUGCUGGCAUAAUGGCGAUGUGGUGGGCUGCAUGAUCAACAUGGAAGACAAAUCCAUGAUCUUCACUCUGAACGGAGAGAUACUUAUCACCACCAAAGGCUCUGAACUUUGCUUCACCGACUUUGAAAUGGAGGAUGGGUUCAUCCCGGUAUGCAGUCUGGGUUUAGCUCAGGUGGGUCGUAUGAAUCUCGGCAAAGACGCCAACACCUUUAAGUACUACACCAUGUGCGGCCUUCAAGAGGGGUUCGAGCCCUUUGCCGUCAACAUGAACAGAGAGCUCACCAUGUGGUUCAGCAAGCGUCUGCCGACGUUUGUCAACGUGCCAAAGGACCACGGUCACAUCACAGUGACCAGGAUCGACGGGACUGUGGACAGUCCCCCGUGUCUGAAGGUUACGCACAAGACAUUUGGCACGCAAAACAGCAACACGGACAUGGUGUUUUGUCGUCUCAGUAUGCCCGUGGAGUUUCACUCCUUCUUCAAGACCGGUCCUGUUAUUGACAUAAAUGGAGUGCACGAUGAUGAUAUUCUCAAAGUCAAACACAGAUAUCCACUGCGAUCCGUACGACACGGUGAGGAAAGUAGACGAGUGGACUAUAGCAGCAUCACAGUGUACUACCACUCCGUGAGGGUCUUUGCCGGUCAAGACCCGGCGUGCGUUUGGGUCGGCUGGGUUACUCCGGACUACCAUUAUUACAGCAACAACUUUGCCCUCGGCAAGACGAGAACAGUGACCGUGACCUUGGGCGAUGAGCGAGGGCGGGUGCACGAGAGCGUCAAGAGGAGUAACUGUUACAUGGUGUGGGGUGGCGACGUGACCGACGCCACACAUGGCUCAAGUCGUAACAACGUCGACUUGGAAAUUGGCUGUCUCAGUGACCUGGCCACUGGCCUGGUGACAUUCACUGUCAAUGGCAAGGAGAUAUCCACAUCCUACCAGGUGGAACCAAACACCAAGCUUUUCCCCGCAGUGUUUGUGCAACCCACCAGCCCCAACCUCUUUCAGUUUGAACUCGCCAAAAUAAAGAACGCCAUGCCACUGUCGUCAGCCAUUUUUAAAAGUGAGCAUAAGAAUCCGGUGCCUCAGUGUCCCCCUCGCCUUGACGUCCAGACCAUCAAUGCGGUGUUGUGGAGCCGUAUGCCCAACACCUUCCUGAAAGUGGAAACGGCCAGGGUCAGCGAGAGACACGGAUGGUCGGUCCAAUGUGUGGAGCCUCUGCAAAUGAUGGCAGUUCACAUACCCGAGGAGAACAGGUGUGUGGACAUCAUGGAAUUGUCUGAGCAGGAGGACAUGAGAGAGUUCCACUACCACACAUUGAAACUCUACUGCGCACUCUGCGCUCUGGGCAACACCCGUGUGGCCCACGCCCUCUGCAGUCAUCUGGACCAAUCCCAGCUCCUAUACACCAUCGACAACCAGUAUCUAUCCGGCAUGUUGCGAGAAGGCUUUUACAAUCUGCUCAUCAGCAUCCAUCUGGAGACGGCGAAAGGCGCUCGACUUAUGAUGAAAGACGAGUUCAUCAUCCCGGUCACGUCGGAGACGCGUUCCAUCCGUCUCUUCUGCAACGCUUCCAAGAAGCACUCGCCGCCAGGGGUGGGACUGAGUACGUCGCUGAAGCCCCGGCUCAACUUUUCACCUCCCUGUUUCAUCAACACCAAGCGGGAACAUCAUCUGUACAGUCCCCAGAUACCGCUGGACGCAUUAAAAGAAAAAUCCAUUUCAAUGUUGACCGAGGCGGUCCAAGGCGGAGGCCACUAUAUUCGCGAUCCCGUCGGAGGAGGCGUGGAGUACCAGUUCGUGCCGAUCCUGAAGCUGAUCGGCACGUUGCUGACCAUGGGCGUCCUCGGCAGCGAGGACGUACGCAAGAUCUUACUCCUCGUUGACCCGAAUGUAUUUCGGGUGACGCGUGAGGAAGGGCCUAUCUGUACGACGGACAAAGAAGGACUAACGGGCGCCGAGGAGAAGGCGGUGGAAGCCGGAGAGGAAGAGGGAGGCAAAGAGGCUAAACAACCAACGAAAGGACUUCUGGAGAAAAGGCUGCCGGAACCCGUCAAACGUCAGAUGUGUGAGCUGUUGCACUACUUCUGCGAUUGUGAGCUCAAACACCGCAUCGAAGCCAUCGUGUCCUUUUCGGACAAUUUUGUCUCCAAGCUGCAGUAUAACCAAAAAUUCAGAUACAACGAGCUAAUGCUCGCCCUGAAUAUGUCUGCCGCCGUAACGGCCAAGAAGACCAAGGAGUUCCGCUCGCCUCCCCAAGAACAGAUCAACAUGCUGUUAACCUUCAGUACUGGCGACGACUGUCCGUGUCCAUCGGAUAUCCAGGGAGAGCUUUACGAAUUUCACAAUCAGCUGCAGCUACACUGUGGAAUCCCGAUGGAGGAAUACGACGACGAGCAAGAUACAUCCAUUAGAGGCCGCCUUUUAACUCUGGUGAACAAAAUCAAAGGACAAGCUCAUAAAACCGAGCAACCGCUGGAGAAGGAACAAGCUGCACCAUCCAACUUGAAGGAAUUGAUCUCACAGACAAUGGUCAGCUGGGCCCAGGAGUGUCACAUCCAAGAUCCGGAGCUGGUGCGGAAGAUGUUCAGUUUGCUGAGGAGGCAGUACGACAGCAUCGGUGAGCUGCUCAGAGCCAUGAGGAAGACGUAUACCAUCAGCGCCGCCUCGGUCCAGGAUACAAUCAAGCUCUUGGCUUCUCUGGGCCAGAUUAGAUCGCUGCUUUCGGUCCGGAUGGGGAAAGAAGAGGAGAAGCUCAUGAUCGAUGGACUCGGUGACAUCAUGAACAAUAAGGUGUUUUAUCAGCACCCCAACCUCAUGAGAAUUCUGGGCAUGCAUGAGACAGUCAUGGAGGUCAUGGUCAAUGUGCUCGGAGGGGACAAAUCACAGGAAAUAGCUUUCCCCAAGAUGGUAGCCAGUUGUUGUCGCUUCCUUUGCUACUUUUGCCGUAUCAGUCGCCAGAACCAGAAAGCCAUGUUUGACCACCUAAGUUACCUGUUGGAAAACAGCAGUGUGGGCUUAGCUUCACCAGCUAUGAGGGGCUCCACUCCUCUGGACGUUGCCGCUUCCUCAGUUAUGGACAACAACGGUCUGGCUCUCGCAUUGGAAGAACCUGAUCUGGACAAGGUGGUGACCUACUUAGCAGGCUGCGGUCUCCAGAGUUGCCCGAUGCUUCUGGCUAAAGGUUAUCCGGACAUUGGCUGGAACCCCAUCGAGGGAGAACGUUACCUCUCCUUCUUGCGCUUUGCCGUCUUUGUCAAUGGUGAGAGUGUGGAGGAGAAUUCAAGUGUCGUGGUCAAGCUUCUCAUUCGUCGUCCCGAGUGUUUUGGACCCGCUCUGAGAGGCGAGGGAGGAAAUGGACUCCUGGCGGCUAUGAAGGAAGCCAUCAAGAUCUCAGAGAUGCCGUCUUUGGAUCUGCCCGGUUCCGCGCAGGGAGUCAGCUGUGACGUUUCCGCCGAUGGUGACGAUGAAGAGGAAGUGGUCCACAUGGGCAACGCCAUCAUGUCCUUCUACUCGGCCCUGAUUGACCUGUUGGGACGUUGCGCCCCAGAGAUGCAUCUCAUCAACAAAGGCAAAGGCGAAGCGCUUCGUAUCCGUGCCAUUUUACGCUCCCUAGUGCCUACUGAGGACCUGGUGGGAAUCAUCAGCAUACCACUCAACACACCUAUCGUUAAUAAAGACGGUUCAGUGACCGAACCUGAUAUGUCCGCCUGCUUUUGUCCGGACCACAAGGCCCCCAUGGUGCUGUUCCUAGACCGAGUGUAUGGUAUUGAAGACCAAAGCUUUUUGCUUCAUCUUCUUGAAGUUGGUUUCCUCCCUGACCUGAGGACUGCAAACUCUCUAGAUACAGAGGGUCUCUGCACCACCGAGACGGCGUUGGCCAUGAACCGUUACAUCGGCUCGGCCGUGCUCCCCCUCCUCACGCGCUGCGCGCCCCUCUUCGCCGGCACGGAACAUCACGCCGCGCUCAUCGAUUCCACCUUGCACACAAUCUACCGCCUCUCCAAGGGCCGCUCCCUCACCAAGGCGCAGAGAGACGCCAUAGAGGAGUGCCUGCUGGCUGUCUGCAAGCACCUUCGCCCCGCUAUGCUGCAGCAGCUUCUGCAGCGCCUGGUUUUUGAUGUACCUUUGCUGAGUGAAUACUGCAAGAUGCCUCUCAGGCUGCUAACCAACCAUUAUGAGCAGAACUGGAAAUAUUACUGCCUUCCGUCAGGCUGGGGAAGCUACGGCACAGCUUCUGAGGAUGAACUCCAGCUUACCAAGAAGAUCUUCUGGGGAGUGUUCGAUUCUUUGUCUCAGAGGAAAUAUGAUCCAGAAUUGUUCAAGAUGGCAAUGCCUUGCCUCAGUGCCAUAGCCGGAGCUUUGCCACCAGACUAUGUGGACGCUUCCAUCGGCGGAACGGUAGACAAGCCGCUUUCUUCUAUAAAUACUCAAGCCAAACCGAUCACAACUGCAAACAUUGCCCUCCCUGAGAAGCUUGAGCAUUUUGUCAACAAAUAUGGUGAACAUUCUCAUGAGAAAUGGUCAGCAGAGAAGGUGCUGCUCGGGUGGAAAUAUGGAGAUUGUGUUGACGAGAAGACUAGAAUUCAUCCACAGCUCAGGACGUACAAAGCUUUGACAGAGAAGGAGAAGGAGAUUUACAAAUGGCCAGUCAGGGAGUCCUUGAGGAGCAUGCUGGCAAUGGGCUGGAGCAUUGACCGUGCCAGAGAUGGAGAGAGUACGUCUCAACAGAGAGAGAGUGAAAAAAUGCGAAAGCUCUCACAGGCAAAUGCUUUUAAUCCUCGCCCGAUAGACACAAGCAAUGUGGUCCUAUCCAGAGAGCUGCAAGGGAUGGUGGAGGUGGUGGCUGAAAAUUACCAUAACAUCUGGGCCAAAAGGAAGAAGAGUGACCUUGGAAGUCGAGGUGGCGGUCCGCACCCUUUGCCGGUGCCCUACGAGUCACUGACAGCCAAGGAAAAAGCUCGCGAUCGAGAAAAAGCCCAAGAUCUCCUUCGCUUCCUGCAAAUCCACGGCUACGGCGUCACGAGAGGUCUGAGGGACUCGGAGCAGGAUUCCUCCUCCAUGGAAAAAAGGUUCGCUUACAGGUUUCUCAAGAAGCUGCUCAAGUAUGUCGACUCCGCCCAGGAGUUCAUCUCUCACCUCGAGGUCAUGGCUGCCAGUGGCAAAACGGACAGGUCACCUCACGAACAAGAGAUCAAGUUUUUUGCCAAAGUUCUUCUCCCGCUCAUUGACCAGUACUUCAAGAAUCACUCCCUUUACUUCCUGUCGUCACCCAAUCAAAAUCUGAGCAGCAGCGGCUACGCCUCCAACAAGGAGAAAGAAAUGGUUACCAGUUUGUUUUGUAAACUGGCAGCUCUUGUCAGACAUAGGAUCUCCCUCUUUGGAAGUGACUCAACCACAAUGGUUAGCUGUUUGCACAUCCUGGCACACACACUGGAUACCAGGACGGUGAUGAAGUCCGGCUCGGAAUCGGUGAAGGUCGGGCUCAGGACAUUUUUUGAAAAUGCCGCCGAGGACCUGGAAAGGACAUUAGAGAACCUCAAACUGGGGAAGUUCACUCACUCGCGCUCGCAGAUGAAAGGUGUUUCGCAGAACAUCAACUACACCACGGUGGCGCUGCUCCCCAUCCUGACCGCUCUGUUCGAACACAUCACGCAACACCACUUUGGCAUCGACCUGCUUUUGGAUGAUGUCCAAGUAUCAUGCUAUCGGAUCCUGACCAGCCUGUAUGCUCUGGGGACUGGAAAAAACAUCUAUGUAGAAAGACAGCUACCAGCUCUAGGCCAAUGCCUGGCCACCUUGGCGGGCGCCAUGCCGGUAGCUUUCCUGGAGCCGAUGCUCAAUAUGUACAACCCCUGCUCAGUCUUUAACACCAAAAGUGGCCGCGAGCGAGCCAUCCUGGGCAUUCCGGAUUCGGUGGAACGAAUGUGUCCCGGGAUUCCCCGGCUGGACGGUCUCAUAAAGGACAUCGACGACAUGGCCGAGUCUGGAGCGCGUUACACAGAGAUGCCCCAUAUGAUUGAGGUCGUGCUGCCCAUGCUUUGUAACUACCUGUCCUAUUGGUGGGAGAAGGGGCCUGAGAACCAGCCAGCCAGCGUGUGCUGUGCCACUGUCACCUCAGAGCACCUCAGCCUCAUUCUGGGCAACAUUUUAAAGAUCCUCAACAACAACCUGGGCAUCGACGAGGCCUCGUGGAUGAAAAGGAUUGCAGUGUACGUCCAACCCAUCAUCGGCAAAGCUGGCAACACCCUGCUAAAGAGCCACUUCCUGCCCACGCUGGAGAAGCUGAAGAAAAAAACGCUGAAGGUAGUAAGUGAAGAGGAGCUGUUGAAGGCAGACGGCAAGGGAGACACUCAGGAAGCUGAACUGCUCAUCCUGGAUGAGUUUGCUGUGCUCUGCAGGGACCUUUACGCCUUUUACCCCAUGCUCAUCCGUUACGUAGACAAUAACAGGUCCAGGUGGCUCAAAGAACCGGACGCCGACUCGAACGAGCUCUUCAAGAUGGUUGCUGAGAUUUUUAUCCUCUGGUGUAAAUCGCAUAAUUUCAAACGAGAGGAGCAGAACUUUGUAGUCCAGAAUGAAAUCAACAACCUUUCCUUCUUGACUGGAGACAACAAAACAAAGAUGUCAAAGUCCUUUAAGGAAAAGUCUGGUGGGCAAGAUCAGGAGAGGAAACAUAAGAAAAGGCGAGGGGAGUUCUACUCCAUCCAGACAUCACUGAUUGUGGCCGCGCUCAAGAAGAUGCUUCCGAUCGGCCUAAACAUGUGCACACCAGGGGACCAGGAGCUCAUCUCCUUGGCCAAGACGCGCUAUCUGAUGAGGGACACGGACGACGAGGUCAAAGAUCACAUUGGGCAAAAUCUUCAUCUCAGAGAAAAGUCGGAAGACCCCGCCGUAAGAUGGCAACUGAAUCUUUACAAAGACGUAAUGAUACGAAGCGAGGGGGCGCUGGACCCUAACAGGGUGGUGGAGCGUAUCCAGAGGAUAUCUGCUGCUGUUUUUAACUUGGAACAGGUGGAGCAACCAUUAAGAUCCAAGAAAUGUGUCUGGCAGAAACUGUUGUCCAAGCAACGGAAAAGAGCAGUUGUCGCGUGUUUCCGGAUGGCUCCGCUUUAUAAUCUGCCCAGGCAUCGCUCUAUUAACCUCUUCCUCCUGGCCUAUCAGAGAAUAUGGAUAGAAACAGAAGAGUAUUCUUUUGAAGAGAAACUAGUACAGGACCUUGCAAAAACACAACACAAAGUGGAGGAGGAGGAAGAGGAGGAGGUCAGGAAACAGCCUGAUCCACUUCACCAGCUCGUUCUGCAUUUUAGCCACAAUGCUCUUACAGAAUGCAGCUCUCUGGAAGAGGAUCCCUUAUACAUCGCGUAUGCCGACAUGAUGGCAAAGAGUUGUGCGGAAGGUGAAGAGGAGAAUGACGAGGAAGAGAAAGAGAAAACAUUUGAAGAGAAGGAAAUGGAGAAACAAAAGAUGUUGUACCAGCAGGCCCGAUUGCACGACCGCGGGGCUGCCGAGAUGGUGCUCCAGAUGAUCGGUGCUAGUAAAGGUCGACUGGGUGCUAUGGUGACCUUUACCCUGAAACUCGGCAUCUCCAUUCUCAAUGGGGGAAACAUUUUGGUUCAGCAGAAAAUGUUGGACUACCUAAAAGAGAAGCGAGAUGUCGGCUUUUUCAAAAGCUUAUCCGGACUAAUGAUGUCUUGCAGUGUGCUGGAUCUCAACGCUUUUGAGAGGCAAAACAAAGCAGAAGGUCUUGGGAUGGUUACAGAAGAGGGAUCAAUCAACGUGAGCGAGCGGGGUUCCAAAGUGCUUCAGAAUGACGAGUUUACUAAAGAUCUUUUCAGGUUUCUGCAGCUUCUGUGUGAAGGACACAACAACGAUUUCCAGAACUUUCUAAGAACACAGACGGGAAACACAACUACCGUUAACAUCAUUAUUAGCACUGUCGACUACUUGCUCAGACUGCAGGAAUCCAUCAGUGAUUUUUACUGGUACUACUCUGGAAAGGAUGUCAUUGAUGAAGCAGGUCAGAGAAACUUCUCCAAAGCGCUGGCAGUCGCAAAGCAGGUCUUCAACUCUUUGACAGAGUACAUACAGGGUCCAUGUAUAGGCAACCAACAGAGUUUGGCUCACAGCAGAUUGUGGGAUGCAGUUGUGGGCUUCUUGCACGUUUUUGCAAACAUGCAGAUGAAGUUAUCUCAGGACUCCAGUCAAAUUGAAUUGUUAAAGGAACUGCUGGAUUUACAGAAGGACAUGAUAGUCAUGAUGCUGUCGCUUCUUGAAGGAAAUGUUGUCAACGGGACCAUCGGUAAACAAAUGGUGGACACUUUGGUGGAGUCGUCCAGCAAUGUAGAAAUGAUCCUCAAGUUCUUUGACAUGUUCCUCAAGCUGAAGGAUCUGACCACCUCGGACUGUUUCAAGAUUUAUGACGCCGAAAGCAAAGGUGUCAUCUCCAAGAAGGAUUUCCAGAAAUCCAUGGAGAACCAGAAGCAAUAUUCCCAGUCGGAGAUCGAGUUUCUCCUGUCUUGCGCCGAGGCCGACGAGAACGACAUGUUCAACUACGUGCAGUUCGUGGAGAGGUUCCACGAGCCCGCUAAGGACAUCGGCUUUAACGUGGCCGUUCUGCUAACAAAUCUCUCGGAGCACAUGCCGCACGACGCUCGCCUCUCGACGUUCCGGGACCUGGCCGAGAGCGUCCUCAGCUACUUCGAACCCUACUUGGGUCGUAUCGAAAUCAUGGGCGGAGCCAAGCGCAUCGAACGGGUGUACUUCGAAAUAAGCGAGUCCAGUCGAACCCAGUGGGAGAAGCCUCAGGUGAAGGAGUCCAAACGACAGUUCAUUUUCGAUGUGGUCAACGAAGGCGGAGAAAGCGAAAAAAUGGAGCUAUUCGUAAACUUCUGCGAGGAUACCAUUUUCGAGAUGCAACUGGCGUCUCAGAUUUCAGAGCCCGACCCGCUAGAACUCCAGGAGGAAGACGACGAAGCUGACGACCAGAGCGUGGCUGAGAACCAAGAGGAGGAAGAAGAGGAGAAUGGGAUGUUGGAGUCUUCGUCAGCCUUUACCGUCGCUUGUAUCUCCGUGAGGAAGAACAUCUGUCACUUUGGCCAACUGCUCACUCUCAAGAGCAUGAAACGGCAGUACAGAAAAUUCCGGAAGAUGAGUACGAAGGAGACGGCGCAAGGCUUCUUCGCUUUCUUUUGGAUGAUCGUCACUGGCCUCCUUCAUUUUAUCUAUAGUUUCAUCUGGGGUUUCUUCCAUAUUUUCUGGACUACCAUGUUUGGGGGUGGCCUCGUCGAAGGGGCUAAGAAUAUAAAGGUCACGGACAUUCUGGGGAACAUGCCGGAUCCCACUCAGUUCGGGAUACACGGAGAUGUGUUAGAGACAGAGAAGAUGGAAGCGCGUGAGGCGUCGGCAUUGACCGAGAUGGGUCACAUGGCUCAGGGGGAAGUGGCUGAGGCGGACCUGAUGGCCGAGUUGCUCAACAUCCAGCCUAAAAAGGAGGGCAAACAUGGAGCAGAACCUGGCUUAGGUGAUGUGUCUGAGGUGGUCGUGGGGGGCGAUGCUCCCUCCAUAGCGAGUGCGGUCAAGCAAAAGAAGGCUCAGAUGGCUGCGAAAAAAAAGGCAUCAAACGGAGACUACAAAUCAGAUUCUGAGAAAGCAGACUCUGAUGAUGGCGAGAAGAAGGACCACGACAAAGCUAAAGAUGAAGCCCCUCCUGAACUUUCAUUGGAGAAGAAGGCCCCCAGGAAAAGACUGGGCAUUAAGAAAGAACCACCUGAGGCUUUCACGGCCAGCUUCUUCGCUGGCUUGGAAAUAUACCAGACUAAAAUGCUGAAUUACCUGGCCAGAAAUUUCUACAACCUGCGAUUUUUGGCCCUGUUUGUCGCGUUUGCAAUUAACUUCAUUCUUCUCUUCUAUAAAGUGACUGGGGAUAAUGCUGAGGAUGAGGACCCGUGGAAUGGUCGAAGGAGAACGAGAGAGGAAGAGGAAGAAGACGACUCUCUUGAAUAUUUUAUACUACAGGAGAGUACAGGUUACAUGGCGCCAACGCUUCGCUGUCUAGCAAUACUGCACACUAUUAUAUCUUUUUUGUGUGUAGUGGGAUACUACUACCUGAAGGUUCCUCUGGUGGUUUUUAAGCGUGAAAAGGAGAUAGCCAGGAAGUUGGAGUUUGCUGGACUCUACAUCACAGAGCAGCCGUCAGAUGACGACAUAAAAGGACAGUGGGACAGGCUGGUUAUUAAUACGCCGUCCUUCCCCAACAACUAUUGGGAUAAAUUUGUCAAACGAAAGGUCAUCAAGAAGUACGGAGACCUAUAUGGAGCCGAGAGGAUUGCAGAGCUCCUGGGUUUGGACAAAAGUGCUCUGGAUUUUAAUCCGACAGAGGAAGCUGUCACCAAAGAUGCUUCGUUGGUGUCCUGGUUGAGCUCCAUCGAUACAAUGUACCAUAUCUGGAAGAUGGGGGUAGUGUUUACAGACAAUUCAUUUCUGUACCUGGUGUGGUACACGACAAUGUCAAUUCUGGGCCACUACAACAACUUCUUCUUUGCUGCACAUUUGCUGGACAUCGCCAUGGGAUUCAAGACACUCCGCACCAUCUUAUCCUCUGUCACCCAUAACGGCAAACAGCUGGUAUUGACAGUGGGUCUACUGGCUGUCGUUGUCUACCUCUACACUGUGGUGGCCUUCAACUUCUUCAGGAAGUUCUACAACAAGAGCGAAGACGACGACGAGCCAGACAUGAAGUGUGACGACAUGAUGACAUGCUACCUUUUCCACAUGUAUGUCGGCGUGAGAGCGGGUGGAGGCAUCGGCGAUGAGAUCGAAGAUCCGGCCGGUGACCCCUACGAGCUGUACCGCAUCCUUUUUGACAUCACCUUCUUCUUCUUUGUCAUUGUCAUCCUCCUGGCCAUCAUACAAGGUUUGAUCAUUGAUGCUUUUGGAGAGCUGAGAGACCAGCAGGAACAAGUCAAAGAAGACAUGGAGACAAAAUGUUUUAUUUGUGGGAUCGGAAACGACUACUUUGACACGACGCCUCAUGGCUUCGAGACUCACACUUUGCAAGAGCACAAUUUGGCCAACUACUUGUUUUUUCUGAUGUACCUCAUUAACAAGGACGAGACGGAGCACACUGGCCAGGAAUCGUAUGUGUGGAAGAUGUACCAGGAGCGCUGCUGGGAUUUCUUCCCGGCUGGAGAUUGCUUCCGCAAGCAGUACGAAGAUCAACUGGGAUGA